AUGCGCAGCUCUCUGGGCUGCAGGCCCGGCACGUCUCAAAUACGCACCGGACUGGCGCUGUCGGCUCUCCUACUCGUUUCCGGAUCACUAGCGGACGUGACCUUGCGGAACCCGAUCGCAGGCCAGCUGCCCCGGAUCGCCAGGCUAGACAGCCCCUAUUCGUGGUCGUUUGGGUCCGACACCUUCACCACCGACAAUGUCGGUCACACGAUCUCGUACGACGCCCAGGGCCUCCCGAGCUGGGCGACAUUCGACAGCGUCUCGAGGACUAUUUCGGGCAGCCCCCGAGCCAGCGAUGCAGGUUCGGCGACAGUGACGAUUGUAGCGUCCGAAGAAGGGGGUGAAUCGGCGCGCGACAGCUUUGACCUGGUCACCCGUGCGGGCCGUGGCGCCUCCCUCAACAAGCCGCUCCCACAGCAACUGCCCGAAGCAAGCAGCCUGUCUCCUGGCAACAUACUGCCUGGCGGCGAGCAGCACCUACCUCUCGGCUGGUCUUUCAGCCUUGGGUUCGCCGGCGACACCUUCACCUCUCCCUCUGGCAACCUUCGCACCGCGGCCCGACUCUCCACCGGGGCUCCGCUGCCCGGAUGGCUGCACUACGACCCGACGCUGACGCUCUGGGGUGUCGCUCCGACCACACCGGGCAACGAGGGAAGCAGCUUUGAGGUCGUGGUAUCAGCCUCGACCGUCGACGGAUACAGCGACGCGAGCAGCUCGGUCGUGCUCGUGGUCAGCGCAGGCGCCCUGACGCUUGGCCGGCCGCUGCGUGCAGUCAACGCGACCGCCGGAUCAGCAUUCGAGCACACGAUCGAGCCGCCUCAAGUCUUGAUCGAUGGGAGGCAACAAGCUGGUCAGACCAACUUUGACGUCGCUCUCGAUACCACAAGCUACCCCUGGAUGAGCUUCGACGCCUCUUCUCGCGUGAUCAAGGGUACCCCCCCGGUCGACACCACCGGAAAUACAUCAUCAACACUGAUGGUGCCGAUUUCGAUCAAGGACGCCGACCACGACGCCCUGCAGACCAACCUGACCUUCAACGUCUUUCCCAGCGCGUUCACUGAUUCGACACUGCCGGACGUCUCCGUGCAGAGUGGAAAACGCUUCCAAGUGGACCUCGCACAGUACAUUCGCGCCGGAGGCGACCAGCGCCGCCCCCCCGUCAAUGUGACCCUGGAUCCUCCCAGCGCGAUGGACUGGAUCAAUGUCGACAAAAAGGGCCCCAGCCUCUCCGGUCAGGCGCCUGCCGAGCUCAAGGAUGCCAAGGUCAGAGUCACGCUGCAGGCAGUCAACCCCGACGGUGCCGGUGGUGGUGUCAGCAGCACCAGCUUCAUGCUUUUGUCUUCCGACCGUGCCGCACCUGCUCCUUCCACAAAGCCCGGGGGGCGAGACAACGCAGAUGUCGGAGGAAGCAAAGGGCUCAGCAGCUCGGCCAAGAUUGCGCUUGCCGCAUCGCUGGGGUCUGUCGGAGGCAUUUUCCUCCUUGUCCUGCUGAUGAUGUGCUGCCGUCGCACGUGCGCGGCUGAGGAGCAUGACACGCACGGACGCCAGCUCGAUUUCGACACCUCUGCCGACGACGAUCGCACCUUGACCGAGGGCAAGUCGCCGAUGAUGGUCUUCGGUGCCAAGUCCAGCCCGCUGAUGCAGAAAUGGCGCCGAGCCAAGCAUCGCGACGAUGCCAGCCCUUACCUCCACGCCGGACACUCACCCUAUUCGGAGAAACGCAUCGUCGGAGGCGGCAUCAUCUCGUCCAAGGUGUCGCGCGAGAACAUGGGCAAGAGCGGCUCACAGGUCUCGAUCACCAUGCACAACGUGGGGGAGCCGGCGACGGGCCCGGUGCCGACGCAGGAAGAGCGCCCGACCAAGUCGAAGCUUCUCGGCUUCCUCAAGGUCAAGUCCAAGUCGGGCCGCAGCCUCGUUCGGGAUGCCACAUUCAACAGCGCCCACCGCAACGCGCAGGCUGCGGGCAGCAUCGGUCUCGGACUCGAGGGUAUCGUCGAUGGCGACAACCCUUACGGCGACCCGAACCUGCCCAUAGGCCACUCUCGCAGCCAUGCUCGAAGCAGCUGGGAGAGUGACCUUUGGAUGCAUGACGGCUCGCGGGCCAGCAGCCGUCACAGCCAGCGUGCCGAGACGCCAGGUAGUGGAUCCGUCUCGAUCUCCAUCUUCAGCGGCGACUCGAGGUCCGAAUCACCGACCGAGGUGCCCGUCCGCCGCGGCGGCUUGGUGCCCAUGCGCCACCGGAACGCUCACAUCAACGACAGCCCGGCCUUCAACCUCGGCCACGGCUUCGACACGCGCCCGACAGAGGCCGACGGCGAUCACGACGUCAACCGUUCGCGCCACCGGCUCGCCAACAUGACGACAAGCGCCACUAUCGACGAGGAGCUGGAUGGAGACGUCGAUGCUGUCGUCACGCGCGCUCGCAAGGUGCAGGUGCAAUCGACGGGCACCGUCUCUGCGCCACAGCAGGUGACCAUCCAGCCCGGCCAGCGCAACACGUCCCACCGCGUCGUGGCCAUGGACCACGACAUCAGCAGCAGCGUGGCCGCCUUCGAGGAUGCCGAGGACGAGCCUGUCUACGUCGAAGACGUGCUGCGCCGAGAACAGGAGCAAGCCUCGUCUGCCGACCAGGGAAAGCGCACCAGCUACAUGCCCGGCCUAGGCGGUGCCGACAUCAGCGCGGUGCGGUUCGACGACGGCCCCGCCGAGCGGACGAUUGUCAGGCCCGAAGAGACUGUGCGCGUCGUCCGCCCCUCGAUCGCUCCGCUGCCUCCAACGCCGCAGCUCCCUAUCGGCGGCGCCGACACCGAGGCAGCCCUCGACUUUCCCUUCGACACUGCCCCUGCCCCUGACCGCCGCCGACCGAGCUCAAUGAGCGGGCAAGGUGGGCGACACCGGCAGGCUGAGCAGCAUGUCCGAGCAACGCCCGGCGAGCUGAUCCGGGUCAAGGUGCUCUCUGCCUCGCAGGCGCCGCCCAUCAUGGGCGGAGCGCCCGACUCCCCGGGCAAGAGGAGCGGGCGGCGGCUCAACUAUACACCGGUAUUGCAGGACGACAAGUACGUCGAGUACUGGAACACGCGGCCCAGCUUCCUCGAGUGGCUCACCUGGGACUCUCGGAUGCAGGAGCUGAGCGGCACGGUGCCGCCCAAGUUCGGCCCGACGCCCAUCUCGCUGCGGAUCGCCAUCCUGGCCCGCCCUGUGUAUACGCCGCAGCAGGCGCCACCGAGCCCCGCGCUUGGCUCGAGCGGCGCCGCCGGGCGCAACAAGCGGCAUUCUCGAGCUUCGAGCAUCGAGUCGACCGCGACGGCCGUCGACGAAGAGGUUGUCGCCGUCGUCGUCGUGCACAUCCAAAAAUCCGGCCUCGAUGGCGCGGGCGCCACCUCGAUCGAACUGCAGCGCGGCCACGCCUUCUAA
This is a messenger RNA of Pseudozyma flocculosa PF-1, 3414 nucleotides long. RefSeq lists its product as uncharacterized. Gene Ontology annotation, molecular function: calcium ion binding. The record is from RefSeq and is a predicted model, not a curated record. Gene Ontology annotation, cellular component: membrane. The transcript has a single exon. Bases 1 to 3414 code for a protein of 1137 amino acids. Lineage: Eukaryota; Fungi; Basidiomycota; Ustilaginomycetes; Ustilaginales; Ustilaginaceae.